Molecule: messenger RNA, 2570 nt
Organism: Momordica charantia (bitter melon)
Lineage: Eukaryota; Viridiplantae; Streptophyta; Magnoliopsida; Cucurbitales; Cucurbitaceae
Product: protein CORTICAL MICROTUBULE DISORDERING 1
Source: RefSeq, a predicted model, not a curated record
UUCAAUUACCGUAAAUAACAUUAAGUUAAAAGUUGGUUUUAACAAACAAUGUUCGUUAAACAUACAAACUGUUCUCACUUUGAUUAUACAACACUAGAAAAUGACAUCUCAAUGGCUUUACCUUUCGACAAUGGCUUCCCCACCUGUAAAUUGAAAUGGGUAACGCAAUGAAGAAGUUACCAAAGUAAAUUGACCACACUGCCCCCAACUGAAACCCAACUAACACUGGCACAUGGUGGCAGAUAUGUCAUUUCACCAAAGGAUAAAGGGCCACAACCAUCUGGUAAACAUUCUUCCUUUGCUUUUAAGCCAAGAGAAGCUGAUGGUUACGUGCCUGGUCUGCAAAGUUACAGGAUUUAUUCCCACUUCAAUCUUCAGCAAACAGAGAAACAUUACUCUUCUUGUGAAAUUUUAUUGUCCCAAGUCUUUGUGUAUUAUAUCUUUUCUUUCCUUUUGAUAGAAACUCUCCCUUUUUAGGUACUCCUUUUCUCUCUCAGCACAAGCACGGUUGUUCUUUGCUUUUCUUAUCUGGACUUGCCCCAUCUAUUUUUUAUGCUUGGAUGAGGUGAAAUUUAUGGUUUCAUAGUCAAAAGCGACGAGGUUUCGGAAUGGCGUCUCUUACACCAGGAGUAUUACUUAAACUUCUGCAGAGUAUGAACUCCAAUGUGAAGGUCAGGGGAGAGUAUAGAUCAGUCUUGUUACAAGUGAUCAGCAUUGUACCUGCCUUGAAUGGCUCAGAACUGUGGCCUAACCAGGGCUUCUUCGUAAAAGUUUCGGAUUCUUCACAUUCAACCUAUGUCUCAUUGUCCAAGCAGGAUAAUGAGUUGAUCUUGAAUAACAAGUUACAGCUUGGCCAAUUCUUCUAUGUUGAUCGAAUGGAAGCUGGGACUCCAGUACCGGUUCUUGUCGGGAUCAGACCGGUUCCUGGACGACAACCUUUCGUUGGAACUCCAAAGGAUCUUAUGCAAAUGCUAGAGCCGUCAGAGAGUCCAGUGCAGGCUGAUCAGGAAGGAAAAACUGGAGCUAAAUCAAAAGAGAUGUCAGAAACAAAAAAUGAGACCAUGAGACAUAAAAUCAUUAUCAAGGAAGAAAAGGCAAAUGUUUCCUCAAGGUAUAUGCAGGGCAUUUUGUCGUUGAAUUCUAGAAGCGGUCGAUUUGAUUCAAAUGCAGGUGUAAGGAGCAACGAAAACGAGGACGGUGAAGCAGGUAAGAAGGUUGCAGUAGGACCAGUAAAAGGAAAGCCAAACGACCUUAAAGGUCAGGUGCAAGCAACGACUCCGCACAACCGGCUCGAUGAGGUUUCUUUGAAACCAGAGACCCUUCAGUUCAGCAUCAAAGAGGCUUCUGCGCCAUCUAAGAAUAUCCCAACAAAAGGCACUUCGAAUAAGCAGGAAAAUUUGAAUGUGAAUUGUUUGCCAAACAGAAAAGAUAAAAUUCAUUCCUCUGAAACUAUUUCAUGGGCCUCUUUGCCUACCAAUCUUUUAAAGACUGGAAAAGGGAUUCUUAAAAGAAAACAUGUAGCUUCUAUGGUCGCAAUAGAGGCUCAAAAAGAGGCAACUGUUGCAGCAUCUCUUGUCAAGUGUCUCAGUGUGUUUGCUGAUCUAUGCUCGUCGGCAUCACCAGAAAAUCCCCAACUCCCACUCAUCAAGUUCUUCACGCUGCAGCAGCUUAUCUCCCAAACAAAUCCCACAGAUUCAGUCAAGGACAAGUCGCUACUUUUGACUGCAAACUCAUCUCUCCCAGAAGCAGAUAAACCUACAAAGGCUACAUCUAUAUUUCAGACAAAGAGUGCUUCGUCGAAGUCAGCAAAGGCGGCUACUGAAUUAAGAGAGAGCGAAAAACAAGAAUGGGCCAGAGGGGAUGGUGCAAAGGAGAUAAAAUCACUAAGAGAGGUUUUGCUAAAGGAAACAACAUCAUGGUUUUUAAAUUUUUUGGAGGAAGCCUUGGAUGCUGGGUUUCGUAUAGGAAACCAGGAAAAGAAAGGCAGGAACAACGUAGGGCGACAAACUGAGGCAGACAACCAUAUUGCUGUAGCAUUAUCACAGCUCAAGCAAGCCAAUGAAUGGUUGGACAAGUUAAACGGAAAUUUGAGUUCCGCAGAUAAUAACUCAAGGGAGACUAUUGACAGGCUAAAACAGAAGGUUUAUUCCUGUUUACUUGUACAUGUGGAGUCUGCCGCAUCAGCUCUAGAGAGCAGAUCCGACCGUUGUUGAUCUAGAACAACAAAUCAAAACUCUGUAAAUUUUACGACACAAUAACUUAAACCAUUUAAAGUGACUUUAAUUCCCUAACGUCAAGAGUUUGCCCAUUAUUAUCGAUAAUUGGCCUGACAUAUUGAUCGAUAACACGUUCAAAACAGCUUUCUGUAAGCUGCACUCCCUUUCCUCCACAGUUCUCUACAUCCUAACUCGGCAUACUUAGUUAUAUCAAAAGUGUUCAAAGUUCAAACUCCUCGUACUUACUAAUGAGUUAUAGGUUAAGUUAAUGCAAUGCAGUGCUAUGUCAAGGUGAAAUAGGCACUGAACUGAAAACCAGCUCAUGUAUUCAAGUCAAAACAAAGAAAAACAGAA